GAUUUGUUUGUGUGAGUCUGCACGUCUUUGACUAGCAAAAAGAGCAUGCGUAACUAAUAACUUCAGUGGAUUUGUUUCUUUGUCAUAAACAAAGCGGCUCUGAGUUUCUUGACUGAUUAACUGACUAAUCAUUUUAGCACUGUUAAGAUGGAUUUGGAAGACGACACCACCGUAUUAACAACGUUGAAAUCCUUCAACUCCUUUAUCAGCCGCCCUGAACCACUACAGCGGCAGCCGGAGCACUUUUCACAUGGUGCAAACCUGCAGAAUCAGUACAAACAUAGCAUGGAGCUUUUGGAAGCAGCAGAGAGAGCUUAUUCGAAGAAUCGUUACCUCCAGCUGGAUCAGGAGAAGCAGCAGAUGGAGUUAAGUCACAAGCGAGCGCGAGUUGAGCUGGAGAAAGCCGCUUCUGACAGUGCACUAGACCUAGAGCAUGAGUUGGAUCGUAACCAGGAACUCUUGGGUCGAAUCAGAAAGUUGGAGGAAAGUGAGACGGAGGCACUUAAGAGCGUGACGGAGCAGGUGGAUGCAAAUCGUGCACUCCGUAAGAACAUAGAAGGUCUGAACAAGAAACUGGAGGUGCGAGAUACACAACUAAAUGCUGCUAACCAGACCAUCAGUGUUUUGAAGGAUGAGCUCAGAGAGCUGAAGCAGAAGAUUCUGAACCAGGAAUCGACCAUUUCAUCACAAAAUCUGACAAUCCAGGAACAGCAGGAUCAGCUGGAGCUGCAGCGCAAGAAAUACCAGGAACUGUCCCAGCUUUGCCAGAGUCUCCAAGCAACCCAGUCUGCCUGUUCUGAACACAUGAUCAAGAUUAAGGAGUUGGAAAGGUGUCUUGAGUUCCAGGAGCAGGAUAUGACUAUUGUGAAGACAAUGAAGUCAGAGGUAGCCAGGGUUCCAGAACUAGAGAAGGAACUGAAACGUUUACGUGAGGACAAUGCCUUCUUCAGAGAGAACAGGGAAAAUUGCAACUUGUUGAAAGAAGAGGCCGAAGGCCUUCGGAGGAAACUGGAGAGGAUGGAGAAAACUAAAGAGGAACUGGUUACUGUGGAAUUGGACAAAGAGAGGCUGGUAGAGAAACUCCAACAAUGGGAGAACUUGGGGCAAUCUACUGGACUCAACAUCAGGAAACCAGAGGAUCUAUCCAGGGAGGUGAUUCAGAUCCAGCAGAGGGAAAUUGCUCUGAAAGAGCAGAACUACACACUCGACAGCCGUGUAAGGACUGCGGAGCAUUCACAGUCUGAGCUCCGUUCAGAGCUGUUGCAGCAGCGCCACAAAGCUCUAGAGGAACAAAAGAAGAGGGAGGUGCAGGACAGUUUUGUUCGUCGCCUACAGAGGAGAGUACUGUUGCUAACCAAGGAGCGUGAUGGAAUGCGUUCCAUUCUAGAGUCAUAUGACAGUGAAUUUACGCCUACAGAGUAUGCCCCACAACUCGGCAAGCGGCUCAAGGAGGCAGAGGAAAUGCUGCAGAAGACACAGAGCCAAAAUGUGGAGAUGGAGGCCCUGCUGACCAAAGCACAGGAGGAUACCAGGACUCUCAAACUACAGCUGCAUGCGAUGGAGCUGGAGCUGGACUCUGUAAAGAGCCAGCAACCUUCUUCAGUGAGCAAAGAAGAGGUCGGCAUACUCAGACUAAAGAUUGAAGAUUUGGAGGGAGAGCGGCAGCGUUUGGAGGAGCAGAACAACAUUCUGGAGUUGAGGUUGGAGAGACACAAUCUACAGGGAGACUAUGAUCCGGUCAAAACCAAAGUUGUUCAUUUCACAAUGAACCCCACUGCUGUUGCUAAGCAACAACGUCAGCAGGAAGAUGAAGCGCUUCAGGAGGAAGUGACACGUCUCAGGGAACUUGUGCGCUCUUUGCAGGAUGGAGGCACUCUGUCCCAUGCUCAAGAUGUUGCUAUGCAAGCCCUUAGCUUCAGUUUGCCGCCAUCAAAGGAGGUGCAGGAUUUACGGAAGCAGAUGGAGAGCGCUGAACUGAAAAACCAGAGGCUGAAGGAGGUGUUUCAGAAGAAGAUCCAGGAGUUCCGCACCAUCUGCUAUGUCCUGACUGGUUACCAGAUUGAUUUAACCACCGAGAACCAGUACAGGCUCACUUCCAUCUAUGCAGAACACAUGAAUGACUCCUUGCUCUUCAAAAAGGUCUCCAGUGGAGGGAUGCACCUGAUGGAAACUGAGUUCUCCAAAACUCUGAGCGAGAUGGUGGACCUCCAUCUUCACCACCAGAAAAGCAUCCCAGCGUUCCUCUCAGCGGUGACCCUCGAACUUUUCAGCCGUCAAACCACCGUCUAAGCAGUGAUUCAGUUCAGACUCCUAAAAUUCCUAAUGAUGUUGGUUUGUUUUUGUUGUUUUUUUUUCUCUCACCUCUCUGCCUCUCCUUUAGUCUGUCACUUUUUCCAUCAAGUAUUCACAAAGCGAGCCAAACAUCGCGGAAUUUUUCCACAUCUUUUGCGACAUGUGAACAGCGUGCUGCGGUGUUGAGGCGACAUGCACCGCGUUUGAUGGGACACUUGUGUCCCGCUUUCAUGUUCUAAAGGCUAAGUAAGUGUCUCAGUACCUCUGUUUGUAUCCUGAAUAUUUCAUCACUGAUGGAGGAAAAAUGCAGCAUUUCUAAACAACACGGUGGCGUCAGAACUGAAACAAGAGACAUUGAUAUUUCCUCUCGGAACGGUUUUUACUGGAGGAGUUUUUGGAGGGGUUGGGUGCCUCCCAUGAGUCCUCCGUGUAGAGCAAAAAUGACAGCUGGUAUUGGCAGUUUUUGUGUUGUUUUUUUUUAUAUAUGUAUUAGAAAUAGAGAAACUGAUCCCUUUUUGAUCCUUUUUUUAACCCCAGGCUUUUCAUGUCCUUGCUGUAUUGACAUGAAGUAGAAAACUUUUUUCUCUGUCAUGUUUUGCUUCCAGCUAAUCUGAGUUUAUUCCAAGGAUUUUUUAAUUUAAAAAACCAAAAACAGAUCCACCUGAAUAGAAGAUCAGUGGAUUCCAGUUUUCCCACCCGUUUAUUGAGAUGCAUCUAAAUUUGAAGCGUGCUUUCACUGUUGUCUGUGUUUCAUUUGAGGAUUAAACAUAUUUUAGAGAAGAGAAAAAAACGAGGUGAGAAACAGUUUUUCUUUCUUUCUCAUUACAUCCUCCAGAAAAUUAUUUGCUAAUGAUCUUAUGAGGAGGAUUAAUGAUGUCCCAUUACAUAAAUUAAAUAUUUUUUUUAUUACAGGAUUUUAUAUGUACUGUUUACCUUCUUUGUUGCUCUGUCGGCUUUAUUUAUUGAGUGCCGCAACUCUGCUUUAAACUUCGUAACCCCGGGGAGUAAAAAUCGUUGUAUAUGGUUUAGAUUUUGAUCAAUUUUUAAUUCUUCCUGAUAUGAAUUGAACUAAUGGCGUCUGUGUGUUUGCUCGAAAAUUGUAAGAUGGGACAAGCAGCAAUAAAGAAAGAUGACAGAAAUAAACAAGGGGCGAAGAGGAAGCAAGGGAGCAGUCCAAUAAAAUGCUGAAACUAAAGGAAGUGAAGGGAAAAUAAUGCCACUUAUCACAGCAGCGGUAUAAGAAAUCCAGCUGGUGUCACCAUAUGUCUCAUGGGAAAACAUUCUACACAUCGCACACCGCUUACUGUCCCCCUCUUUUGUUCUGUUUUUCUUUAUCAUAACACAUUAUGCAGCUCUGAGCUACAGGUCAAAUUUUAAUGAGAUGAAAUAUCAACUGCACCAAACUUUUUCUCCACUGAUGACAAAUCAAAUACAAAAGUAAAAAAUAUUUGUUG
Thalassophryne amazonica is the source of this 3746-nucleotide messenger RNA. It is a transcript of the gene mad1l1, whose product is annotated as mitotic arrest deficient 1 like 1. The transcript has 18 exons. The record is from RefSeq and is a predicted model, not a curated record. NCBI's taxonomy places the organism in Eukaryota, Metazoa, Chordata, Actinopteri, Batrachoidiformes, Batrachoididae. Bases 148 to 2289 code for a protein of 713 amino acids. Gene Ontology annotation, cellular component: kinetochore; nuclear envelope; mitotic spindle. Gene Ontology annotation, biological process: attachment of mitotic spindle microtubules to kinetochore; mitotic spindle assembly checkpoint signaling.